GUGGGAUAUCCAAGAAUGUCACCGCCCCUCAGAAGAGAGAAAUAUGGCGAUUUGUGUACAUAGUAACUAGACAGACAUAGUGGUGAGCGUUGUGUGGAGCAAAGUAGACUAGGACAUAAUUUAUAUAUCUAGCUGUGGAGAUUGGCAAUACAGAAGCCUCCAGUACAUGAGAGACCCCCCACUGAGCCAUGGCUACCAACAGCAAACAACUGAUCUUGGUGGGCACUGAAUGCGUAGGCAGGUAUAACUUCCCAGGCUCAGCAUCACAUGACCUACCCUUCAAACGAGGUGACACUCUAACCAUCAUCAGUGCCUCUAAGGACCCUAACUGGUACAAAGCCAGGCGCACUGAUGGCCUGGAGGGUAUGAUCCCCUUCAACUAUGUCCAGGCUAAGAAGUCCCCUACUGGUGAACCUCUUCCUUCCUCAGCUACAAGUAGCUCCCCCACCAAAGUGCCCUCGGCUGUUGUAUCACAAAAAACAGCCGUUAAACUACAGAGCAUGCCAUGGUUUCACGGCAAGCUGACUAGAGAGGAGGCAGAAAAACUUUUGGAGAGAGGCAAAAAUGGCCAAUUUCUGGUCCGGGAGAGCCAAAACUUCAAAGGGGACUAUACUCUGUGUGUACUCUACGAGCACAAAGUUGAGCAUUAUAGAGUGAGAAGAAAUAAGAAGAAUUUUGUGACGGUGGACGAUGAAGAAUACUUUGAAAAUCUUUUUAAGCUUGUCGAGCAUUAUCAACACGAGGCGGAUGGUUUGUGCUCCAGACUAAAGUACUCGGUAGACAAGACUAAAGAUAUUGAGUAUGUGGUCAACAUGCAGGACUUUAAAGACAGCGGUUGGGCCAUUCCAAGGAGACACCUCACAAAGAAAAGUCAGAUUGGCAAAGGAGAAUUUGGAGAGGUGUGGCUGGGAGAGUACAAGGAGAUAAAAGUAGCCAUCAAGAUGCUUAAAGACUUAAAGGACGAGAAAGCAAGUCAGAAGUUUUUGCAAGAAGCUUCAGUCAUGACAACACUUCGUCAUAACAACCUGGUGUGCAUGAUAGGAGUCUCCUUGGAUGAGAGCCCUAUUUACCUAGUCACAGAGUUCAUGGCCAAGGGUUCACUUGUAGACUACCUCCGCUCCAGGGGAAGAGCUGUGGUCACUAAACAAAACCUGCUCGAUUUUGCCAGGGACAUUUGUAAAGGAAUGGUCUACUUGGAAUCUCAGAACUUUGUUCACAGAGAUCUGGCUGCAAGGAAUGUACUGAUAGCUGAAGAUGGUGCUGCCAAAGUGGCUGACUUUGGUCUAACAAGAGAAGUGUUCUCACGAUCAGAGGGGGCCAAACUGCCCGUAAAAUGGACUGCCCCGGAGGCAUUAAGAGAAAAUACAUUUUCAAACAAGUCUGACAUGUGGAGUUUUGGCAUUUUACUUUGGGAGAUCUAUUCGUACGGUCGAGUUCCUUAUCCCAGAGUGACUGUGGAGGACGUGGCACAACACGUGGAGAGGGGAUAUCGAAUGGACGCCCCAGACGGAUGCCCUGAGGCUAUUUAUACCAUGAUGAAAGAAGCGUGGGCGUCAGACCCGAGCAAACGCCAUAACUUUGCACGAGUAAACAAACAACUUGAGACCAUUUCAGCUACAUGAUAGCAACAACCUGUAUAGAUGUGUGUACACGUUUUGUUUUACAGUAUGUGACCUAGAACAGAGUGGAAUGUACAUGCAUGUCUCUAUGAUUACGAAGAUAAUUUCUAGGAAUACAGCUUUUUUGUGAUUUUUGUUAUAAAUGGUAGUUUGUGUUUUCCUCUCAUUAAUGAAGUUUUUGUUUAUUAA
Messenger RNA from Halichondria panicea, 1808 nucleotides. Its product is annotated as tyrosine-protein kinase CSK-like. Gene Ontology annotation, biological process: protein phosphorylation. The transcript has 11 exons. Bases 189 to 1622 code for a protein of 477 amino acids. Gene Ontology annotation, molecular function: non-membrane spanning protein tyrosine kinase activity; ATP binding; protein binding. NCBI's taxonomy places the organism in Eukaryota, Metazoa, Porifera, Demospongiae, Suberitida, Halichondriidae. The record is from RefSeq and is a predicted model, not a curated record.